UCCAAUUCACAAAUGUCAGUGAGUUUCUUUAAGUACCUAUUUCUAAUUCUUGCGUUGACUUUGUCUACGAUAUGCUGUUUCAAAUUAAUUUGUUAUUAAUUCUAUGUCAGUACGAAUAAAAUGUGCAUUUUCUGAGUAUCAAUAACAUUCGGAGUCUAUUCAAUUUAAUUGCUAUUUAACACUUAAAACUAACCUUGUUCGGUUUCAUCUGACUUGUUUGUUUUUUGAAGGGAAACGUUAAAUUUUGGUUUGGAAAAUGAGUUACAACUCUGGUGGGAGUGGGGGCAAGGGGUUUGGGUUCGCAGGAUUCACUAUGCCGAAGCGGAACCCUUCGAACGUGUCUCUUCAUGCGGUUCCACCGCCAACCACCCCUAUGCAUGCCGUGCCGCCCCCCACCUCUGGGCUUUCCAAGCAGGGCUAUUCUACGAUGACCUCUAUAACGCAGAAUGCUGUUACUGGCAAUUGGGGCACGCUAGGAAAGAAGCGGUCAAAAACUGAGGAUGAGUACUUUGAUGAAGAUGAUGAGCCUCCAACUCCGGCACUAGCAUACAUACCAGCUCCAGGCAGUCCCACAUAUGACCAAGCAUCUGGUUCUAAGGCUAAUGAAGAAGAAGAAGACCCCCUGGACGCCUACAUGGCUGGGUUGGAGAAGCAAGCAGCCAAGGACAUGGUCGCGAGCAAGGAGAAUGCUGCCAGUGGGAAAGGGGAUAGUAACAGAGGAACCCGGGGGGAUAUCGAUGAGAUGGACGAUGAGGAGAGUUAUUACAAGUACAUGGAAGAAAACCCCCUCAACCAUGAUGACGGCUCAGAUAUUGAAAUCGAGUAUGACGAGGAUGGCAACCCCAUACCACCUCCGAAGAAGAAGUUCAUUGACCCAUUGCCUCCCAUAGACCACUCAGAGAUUGAAUAUGAACCGUUUGAGAAGAACUUCUAUACGGAACACGAGGAUAUAGAGAAACUGACUACACAGCAAGUCGAAGAGUUGAAGAAGAAUUUAGGAGUGAAGAUAACAGGGCCUGAUCCUCCGAAGCCGGUGAGCAGUUUCGGCCAUCUCGGCUUCGACGAGCAGUUGAUGAAGGCCAUCCGUCGCUCGGAGUACUCGCAGCCGACGCCCAUACAAGCCGCUGGCGUGCCUGCGGCUUUGUCCGGGAGGGAUCUCAUUGGUAUCGCACGAACUGGUUCCGGCAAAACGGCAGCAUUUUUAUGGCCCUUGCUCGUGCACAUCAUGGACCAGAAGGAGUUGGCGCCGGGAGAUGGACCUAUAGGGCUUAUACUAGCGCCUACUAGAGAAUUGGCUCAACAGAUCUAUAUGGAAGCGAAGAAGUUCGGCAAAGUGUACAACAUAAGAUGUGUGUGCUGCUAUGGAGGCGGCUCCAAGUGGGAGCAGACCAAAGCGUUGGAAGGUGGCGGUGCAGAAAUAAUAGUGGGUACUCCUGGCAGAGUGAUAGACCUCAUUAAAUGUAAGGCAACCAAUCUGCAGAGGGUCACGUACCUGGUGCUUGACGAGGCUGAUCGGAUGUUCGACAUGGGCUUUGAGCCACAAGUCCGCAGCAUCUGCAACCACGUCCGACCGGAGAGACAGGCGUUGCUGUUCUCGGCGACUUUUCCCCGCCGCGUGGAGCGUUUGGCGCGCGACGCCCUGCACGACCCCGUGAGGGUGCAGCACGGGGCCGCGGGCGAGGCCUGCGAUCUGGUCACGCAGCACGUCAGAAUAUUCAACAAGCCAGACGACAAGUGGACGUGGCUUCUACAAAACCUGAUCGAAUUCCUAUCGGCCGGCAGCGUUCUCAUAUUCGUCACUAAGAAGUUGGAAGCGGAGCAGACGGCCGCCAACCUGGGCGUGCAGCAGUAUGACGCGUUGCUUCUACACGGCGACAUGGAGCAGGCUGACAGGAACAAAGUGAUCACGGCCUUCAAGAGGCAUGAGACCAGCAUUCUGGUCGCUACUGAUGUCGCUGCCCGUGGUCUGGACAUUCCCCACAUCAGAACGGUCGUAAACUAUACGGUGUCGCGGGACAUAGACACACACACACACAGAGUGGGCAGGACCGGCCGCGCUGGGGUCCGGGGCUCCGCAUACACGUUGCUGGAUCGACAUAAGGAUAAAGACUUUGCUGGGCAUUUGUUAAGAAACUUGGAGGGAGCGCAGCAGGAGGUGCCGGAGGAGCUGAGCAACCUGGCGAUGCAGUCGGCGUGGUUCCGCAAAUCGCGCUUCAAGAAGAGCAAGGGAAAAAACCUCAACGUCGGCGGCUGCGGACUGGGAUACAAGGAGCGGCCGGGGCUGCCGCCGCCGGGCCCGGAGCCGGCGCCGGCGGCCGGCGGCCCCGCCACCGACCGCCUCGCCUCGCUCAAACAGGCCUUCCGCUCACAAUACAACCAGUUCACAGCAUCGUCAGACCACUCUUGGGAGCAAACUUUGACGACAAUCCAACCCGGGGUCAACGCCCCCGCAUCUCAGUCUCAAGAGUCCAAAGCGGAAAGAAUUCGCAAGAGCGGCAAAAAGAGUCGCUGGGAGUAGUUAAUAUAGAUUUAAAACUAAUAAAAUCUCGGCUAUGGCGUGAAUUGUUGGAUAAGGAUCGAACUUGAAGUUUAUGAAGGUAGAUGCGACAAUUUGAGCGAUGAAUACUAAAAAAAAAAUCAGAAUAAGCUUUAGCAUUUGAUAGCUCCUCGGCCUAUCAAAAUUAGAAUCAAAUUUAGCUUCGUUGUGAUUGGCCUGAAACUUCUUGAAUUGACGAAAAAGUAUAAAAAAAUUUAUAUUGUCUAUGUGCGACAAAAGGGCUCCGGAUUGAAAUCUGAAAUCAAUGAAAUUAAGAAUGAAAACAAAGGUCGUGAGGCAAAAGUCUAUGUCACGGAACAGAGUAGGAUGGAAAAUAAUCCAUCGACAAUACCCUCGAUGUUACAUUUGAUUGAUUAAAUCGUAUAAUAAUAAUUACGUUUAAAUAGUACUCUUUUCACAAAGGGAAGUAGAAUUGUAACAUUUAUGCUUUUCGGAGUGUACAAGGUCGUAAGAAGAUACAUAAUUUAGCAAAAAGACUUUAUAAACGAACGGAGAGUGGUUCUAUAGAAUCAAAUACGCUAGUAAAGGUUAAAAUGAUUGAUUUGUGUUAAAAAGUGUGUAAUGAAAUUAUAAAAUGUAGGAAAGAAUGAAAGAAAUAAUUAUUUUGUAUUUAAUAUAAUGGCGAUACAGUCGCUUUUUUUAGAUAGUACUGUUAUGUAUGAUAGUAAUAUUAUGUAUGAUUUGAUUAUAUUAUUAUUAUUAUGUAUCUCCUUUUAUAAAUUCACGGCACAAAGUCCGGUCCUUUGAGAGGCUUGCGUGGGGAUAUGGAUCCAACACGUAGAGGCCCUUUGGAGAGUUUUGAUUUUGUGUAGAUCUCCCGCCAAAACCCGCUCGCGGAUAUACCAAUAAAAUUAUAUGCCCAUGGCGGGAGUGUGAACUAUUGCAGAAUAAUGGAUAGUAUUAUUAUAUAUAUUAUUAUUAUUAAAUGUAAAUGUAUGAUUUUUGUUCCACGGAUUGUUCUUUUUUAUUUCUCAAAUAUUAUAUUGAAACAGUUAAGUAUAUUUUUGUAUAGCAUUACUGUAUUGUCUAUUAUAUGGAGUUCACAUUUAUAAAAAAAUAACACAUUUUUGUGUUUCGAUUGUGUGAAUGGCGUCAAGUUUUAUUUAACACAAUAAAUAACAUGACAUGAGACAGUACUGGAUGACCGUGAUAUACAAAAUUGCACAUUUUAAGUAAAGAUUUAGAUUCCAAAAAUAUAUGUAAGAUAGCAGGAGCGCAACGAAAAAUGUCUGUAGUUUUAUCUGUCUAUGGUUAUGCGCCAUUUUGCUAUAGCGCAGGCAAACCAUAGACACGUGAGGUCCCAAGGUCAUGGCGAACAUUGUAAGAAAGCACAGUCAACAUCACAUCAACCUACCCAAAUUAAUUGCAAACUCGUCGCUAUUACCGCGCCAUAGAGGUUCAUGCAGGGUAGCUUGAUGUGCGGUCGACUGUACGAUACGCUCAUGAUCUGUGUGCGAAUGGUUCUAUUUACGCUUUCACCAAUUUAUUUGACUCCCAACUUAAAAGUUUGAUUCAAACUUAUAACAGCCCUCUUUUCGCGUCGGGGGUUAAAAAGAUGCAAGUAAGAUUUUAUUUAGACACCGGACUAAAACCGCUUUAUCCACAGAUAAAGCGAAACUUUUCACUUUAAAAUUCACUUUUGAUAGAAUUGCAAGUCUCAUUAUACUAUAAAUAAUAUUAUCAUGUCUUUUAAUAAUUUUACAUCAAUAAAAAUUGUAAUAGAAAUUUUGGGAAAUUAUUUUCUUGUGAAUGUUUUACUUUAGAAUGUAUAUAUAACAAAAACACAAUUUUACGAAUUGCGAAUGAAAUGGCAGUUUUGUGCAAGCGAGAAGUACAGUGUGCCUCGGUUAUAAACUUCAGGUAUGGUAUUAUGUGUGUGUUGUUAGUGCAUUUAAAAAGUGUCUUGAAAGUAUUCAGUUCUAAACAAACACCAACUUCCAGAAAAUGUGGUUAAAAAAUUUAAUUGUAUGUUUAUUGCUGUACAUUAUGUGAGGUAAACGGCACGUCAAGGUACUCUGCAUAGCCCUUAAUCCGCACUGGUAAUAGCGGUGAGUUUGCAAUGAAAUUUUUGCAGGUUGACGUGGUGUUGACCGUACUUGUUUGAAGUAUGUAUUUAUAUGAAUAUUGUAAGAGUAACAGUGCGCUGAGGGCGGAGUGGGGUUUGCAUAUUAUACGAGUAUCUCACUAUUGAGUCGAUACGCAGGUAAACGCAGCAAACCAAUCACAUUGCGGAGUGAUUGUCGUCGCGUCACAAUGCCGCUCUGUGAUUGGUUAGCUGUGUCUCACUGCGAAUCGACUUGAUAGUGAGAUGUGAAUUGCAAACCCACACUUCAUGUCACAUGCAGCUAGUGUGAACGUGUCACAGUGUCUAUGUAAAUAGAAAAAUAAAGUGAUAUUUCAUGCAAA
This is a messenger RNA of Plodia interpunctella (Indianmeal moth), 4963 nucleotides long. RefSeq lists its product as uncharacterized. Gene Ontology annotation, molecular function: ATP binding; nucleic acid binding; RNA helicase activity. Lineage: Eukaryota; Metazoa; Arthropoda; Insecta; Lepidoptera; Pyralidae. The record is from RefSeq and is a predicted model, not a curated record. The coding region runs from base 257 to 2518 and encodes 753 amino acids. The transcript has 15 exons.